This is a messenger RNA of Camponotus floridanus (Florida carpenter ant), 1866 nucleotides long. RefSeq lists its product as uncharacterized. The transcript has a single exon. Gene Ontology annotation, molecular function: nucleic acid binding; zinc ion binding. The record is from RefSeq and is a predicted model, not a curated record. Bases 1 to 1866 code for a protein of 621 amino acids. NCBI's taxonomy places the organism in Eukaryota, Metazoa, Arthropoda, Insecta, Hymenoptera, Formicidae.
AUGGAAUCUAAGCAGUUGAGAAUAAGAUGCGGUCAAGUGAAGGCGCAACUUACUCGUAUUCAGACAUUUUUCAGAACAACAGAUGGGCCAACAGUGGUUGAAGCACGAUUAGAAAAAUUAAUAGAAUUAUGGGAUAAAUUUGAAGAACUUCAGAGUUCUCUCGAGAGCAUACAGGAAAUCUUAACCGAGGAGGAGGAGUUGCAGGAAGCUCAAAGCGACAGCGAGGCUAAACGUGCAGCGUUUGAGGCAAUGUAUUACGACGUGGCGGCGAAGGCUCACGGUAUAAUAGACAGAGCCAAUAAGGCACGAGAACACCGAACAUUAGAAUUGAAUCAAGGUAACAAUCGUCAGGACGAAAGGAAUUAUGUAAGAAGAGCCAAGCCCAAGCUGCCGGAAAUAAAACUCCCUGAAUUUCGCGGAGAAUACACGAAAUGGAUGUUUUUCAAGAAUAGUUUCGAAUCGACAAUUCGUAACGAUGAGGAUCUCUCGCCGGUGCAAAAGCAUCAAUAUCUCGUAGGGGUGCUUCAAGGUGAAGCUCGACAAGUAAUUCAAGGUUUUAAAAUUUCACAUGAAAACUAUGAGAGUGCAUGGAAAUUGCUCAAGGAUACCUAUGACAAUGAGAUGAUCAUAAUCGAGACACAUCUCGACGAAUUGUUAAAAUUUCCGAAUAUCACGAAGAAAAAUAAAGCUGAAUCAAUCCGACAAUUUAUUUGGCAUAUUCAGACACACGUUAAGUCGCUUGAAGCGUUGCAACAGCCCGUAUUUGAAUGGGAGACAAUCAUAAUAACUCUGGCAAAGAAAAAACUCGAUUUCACAAAGCAGCGAGAUUGGCAGAACAUUGUUAAAGGUAAAACACCUCACAAUAUGCCACGACUAGACGAAUUUAUCAAGUUUUUGACGGAACGUUGUCACAUGCUCAGAGUCUUGAACAACUCGAAGGAGAAGUCUGCAGCACAAAGGCAACAGCAGCAAAAAAAGAGUGAGAAAAAGAUUUCUCUUGCUUCGACAUCAUCGAUUUGUAAGAUUUGCAACGGAGAUCAUCCAGUAUACAAAUGCGAUGAGUUGUUCAAAACCGCAACAUCGGAAAGAUUUAAAUUGGUUAGAGAGAAGCAACACUGCGUAAAUUGUCUCAAGCCAGGGCAUUAUGCAAAAAAUUGCAAAGCAUCAUUUUGUAAAAAUUGUCAAGGCAAGCACAACACUAUUCUACAUAGAGAAACGGAAACAUCGUCGCAUGAGAACAAAUAUACGGAAACAUCAUUAGUGACAAUUUGCUCAGAGAAUUUAUCGACGAAAGCCAUACCCACAGAAGUUUCGAGAGAUGAGAAGAAAGUAGGAGUAUACUACACUCAAAGACCAGCGUCCCGUGUGGUACUAUCAACAGCUCGAGUAUAUGUACAAGAUGAAGAGGACAACCAACAGAUUUGCAGGGCAUUACUUGAUCCCAGAUCACAAUCAAAUCUAAUAACAGAAAAAAUGAUACGAAAACUUAAGUUGUCAUGCCGAUCAGAAGACCGAGAUAUCUGCGGCGUCAGUCAGUCGAGAACAAGAAUACGAAAGGUCGCGCAAGUAAGGCUUGCGUCGAUGCACAAUGACUUUGCGACAAUACUCGAGUGUCUCGUCUUACCAUCGAUAACAGAAGAUUUACCGCAAAAAAGGAUCGAAAUGAAUAGCAUCACGUUACCGAAGAAUAUUUCUCUGGCAGGCCCUAUUUUCCAGGAACCAGGAUCGAUUGAUCUAUUGAUUGGCGCAGAAUUAUAUUGGAAAAUACUUUUAGGCGCAUCGCGAAAUCGCAUAAACGGGCAACCUGCGUUGCAAAAUACAAAGCUUGGCUGGAUAGUAGGAGGUUCUCUAAACGACUCUAAAUGA